This is a messenger RNA of Budorcas taxicolor (takin), 2440 nucleotides long. It is a transcript of the gene G3BP1, whose product is annotated as G3BP stress granule assembly factor 1. The coding region runs from base 111 to 1508 and encodes 465 amino acids. NCBI's taxonomy places the organism in Eukaryota, Metazoa, Chordata, Mammalia, Artiodactyla, Bovidae. Gene Ontology annotation, molecular function: mRNA binding. The transcript has 12 exons. Gene Ontology annotation, cellular component: cytosol; ribonucleoprotein complex. The record is from RefSeq and is a predicted model, not a curated record.
ACGCGUGUGUGCGGACGCAGUUGCGUGAGGGGUUUUUUACCUUUUGCCGUGCCGUGGAGCAGAGCUUGUUCCUCUCCCGCUCAGCCGCGCAGGUUGAAUUGACCAAAGCAAUGGUUAUGGAGAAGCCUAGUCCCCUGCUGGUCGGGCGGGAAUUUGUGAGACAGUAUUACACACUGUUGAACCAGGCCCCAGACAUGCUACACAGGUUUUAUGGAAAGAACUCUUCUUAUGUCCAUGGGGGAUUGGAUUCAAAUGGAAAGCCAGCAGAUGCCGUCUAUGGACAGAAAGAAAUCCAUAGGAAAGUGAUGUCACAAAACUUCACCAAUUGCCACACUAAGAUCCGCCACGUUGAUGCUCAUGCUACUCUGAAUGACGGUGUGGUGGUCCAGGUGAUGGGCUUGCUCUCUAAUAACAACCAGGCUUUAAGGAGAUUCAUGCAGACCUUUGUCCUUGCUCCUGAGGGCUCUGUUGCAAAUAAGUUCUAUGUUCACAACGAUAUCUUCAGAUACCAAGAUGAAGUCUUUGGUGGCUUCAUCACUGAACCUCAGGAGGAAUCUGAAGAAGAAGUAGAGGAGCCUGAAGAAAGACAGCAGACACCUGAGGUGGUACCUGAUGAUUCUGGAACUUUUUAUGAUCAAACUGUCAGCAAUGACUUAGAAGAACAUUUAGAAGAACCUGUUGCUGAACCAGAGCCUGAACCGGAACCAGAACCAGAGCAGGAACCUGUAUCUGAAGUCCAGGAGGAAAAGUCUGAGCCAGUAUUGGAAGAAACUGCUCCUGAGGAUGUUCAGAAGAGUUCUUCUCCAGCACCAGCAGACAUAGCCCAGACAGUGCAGGAGGACUUGAGAACCUUUUCUUGGGCAUCUGUGACCAGUAAGAACCUUCCACCCAGUGGAGCUGUUCCAGUUACUGGGAUACCCCCACAUGUUGUUAAAGUACCACCUUCACAGCCUCGCCCGGAGUCUAAGCCUGAAUCUCAGAUUCCACUUCAGAGGCCUCAGAGGGAUCAGAGGGUGCGAGAACAGCGAAUAAAUGUUCCUCCCCAGAGGGGACCCAGACCAGUCCGUGAGGCUGGUGAGCAAGGCGAUGUGGAACCCCGAAGAAUUGUGAGACAUCCUGACAGUCACCAGCUCUUCAUUGGCAACCUGCCUCAUGAGGUGGACAAAUCAGAGCUUAAAGACUUUUUUCAAAAUUAUGGGAAUGUGGUAGAACUGCGUAUUAACAGUGGUGGGAAAUUACCCAAUUUUGGGUUUGUUGUGUUUGAUGAUUCUGAGCCUGUUCAGAAGGUGCUUAGCAACAGGCCCAUCAUGUUCAGAGGAGAGGUCCGUCUGAAUGUGGAAGAAAAGAAGACUCGAGCCGCCCGUGAAGGGGACCGCCGGGAUAACCGCCUUCGGGGACCUGGAGGCCCUCGAGGUGGGCUGGGCGGUGGCAUGAGAGGCCCACCUCGUGGAGGCAUGGUGCAGAAACCAGGAUUUGGAGUGGGCAGGAGCAUUGCUCCAAGGCAGUGAAAUGCUCUUCACCAGUCUUCAGGCAGCAGUACAAACUAGCUCCCACAGAAUGAUGAAUUUCUUCAGCCAACCUUGGUAUCUUGGAAUAUGAUCCUAGUCUAUCACAAACUGCUUAAGUUUGUACAAUUUUACUUUUUGUGUUAAUGGUGUGUGCUCCUUCUCUUCCCUGCUCCCCACCUUUUAGUCCGUCACUUCCAAUUUUGUGGAAUGAUAUUUUAGGAAAAAUGGAUUUUUAAAGAAGAAAAAAAAGACUGAAUUUCUUUGCUUUAUUUGCAUAUACAGACUGGAUUUUUUUUUUUAACAGUUUCCCCAAAGGAAUGUGUCUUGCUUCUUACUGACAUUUGGUAUGUUUCAUUCAUUGGACUAUUUCUUACUUACUUUCUAUGUGUUUCAAAAGCCUGUGAGAAUUACAGGAUUUGAUAAACAUUUUGAAGACCGGAGAAACCCAAAUUGUAUUCCUCUUUGAGAGUCAUGACUAUCUUCUGGUGUGGAGAAAUUGCCAUUGGAAAAAUUGACAAUUUUGAUUCUCAUUGAUGUGGUUAAAAACUGAAUAAAAGGUGUUCGAGUUUUCUUUUAAAACAUGAUCACAAAACAAUUCUAAAAUCUACUGUUUUUGACAUUGGAAUUUAAAUUGUGAGAUAGAUUUAAAUGUCUAGAAUGCAACUGAUAAGCUUUUCCUGAACUGUUAGUUUUUUUUUGAAGUAGAGUUUUUUUCAUGUUUAAUUUGUAUUUGUAAAAAAAGAAAAAAGAACAAAAAAAAUUUCCAAAUCUACGUAACACAAAACCAGAGCAAAACUGUUGUGCCUUCUAUUUAUCUUUGAUUCCAGUCUUGGCAAUUGUUUAAAGAAAAUAAUAAAAAAAAAAAGACCCCUAGAUUUGUUCUAUCAGGUUCAGAGUAUGUUGGGAAUUAUAACUCCCUUUUUUACCCUGUA